CAUUCUCAUCACAAACAAACAAACAAACAAAACUCAGUUCUCAAUUCUCAAUUCUCUCUCUCGAUCUCGCGUUUCUACGAUUUAGAAGAAGAAGAAGAGCGAUGGCCCGUACGAAGCAGACUGCUCGCAAGUCCACCGGCGGCAAGGCUCCGAGGAAGCAACUGGCGACGAAGGCAGCCCGGAAGUCGGCCCCGACCACCGGAGGAGUGAAGAAGCCGCACAGGUACCGCCCUGGAACCGUGGCUCUCCGUGAAAUCCGAAAGUACCAGAAGAGCACGGAGCUGCUGAUCAGGAAGCUUCCCUUCCAGAGGCUUGUUCGUGAAAUCGCUCAGGACUUCAAGACGGACCUGCGUUUCCAGAGCCACGCGGUGUUGGCGCUGCAGGAGGCGGCGGAGGCCUACCUCGUUGGGCUCUUCGAGGAUACUAAUCUGUGCGCCAUUCAUGCCAAGCGUGUUACUAUUAUGCCCAAGGAUAUCCAGCUUGCAAGGAGAAUCAGGGGUGAGAGGGCUUAAGCAAUUUAGGAAUACAAGUUUGAUUUGCCCUCUCUGUAAAGGGGAUCUAGGGUUUAUAGGUGGAAUCAUGAUUAAGGGAUUUUUAGUUUUUUUUUUUAAUUUACUCCGGUUUAUAAUUAUUCCUCAUACUUGAAGAGUUAUUGCAAUUAUUUUGUGUUGAACCUCUA
This is a messenger RNA of Rosa rugosa (rugosa rose), 679 nucleotides long. RefSeq names its product histone H3.3. The record is from RefSeq and is a predicted model, not a curated record. Bases 102 to 512 code for a protein of 136 amino acids. NCBI's taxonomy places the organism in Eukaryota, Viridiplantae, Streptophyta, Magnoliopsida, Rosales, Rosaceae. Gene Ontology annotation, cellular component: nucleosome. Gene Ontology annotation, molecular function: protein heterodimerization activity; structural constituent of chromatin; DNA binding. The transcript has a single exon.